UGCCCAAUCGACGCUGUCGGCGGCUGCACUCCUCUCUCUCCUCCGUCUGUCUGUGUGCUGUGAUCCAAGCUGAGACUCAAGAUGGCUGCAGGCAAGGCACAUAUUGGGAAGCUGGCCCCAGACUUCACAGCUAAAGCGGUGAUGCCAGACGGACAGUUCAAGGACCUGAAGCUGUCAGACUACAGAGGGAAAUAUGUCGUCUUUUUCUUCUAUCCCCUGGACUUCACCUUUGUGUGUCCAACUGAGAUCAUCGCAUUCAGCGAUGCUGCUGACGAUUUCAGGAAGAUUGGCUGUGAGGUCAUCGCCGCCUCUGUUGACUCACACUUCUCUCAUUUUGCAUGGACCAACACACCUCGUAAGCAGGGCGGUCUGGGUUCCAUGAAGAUUCCCCUGGUAUCCGACGUACGGCGCACCAUCGCCACAGAUUAUGGUGUCCUAAAGGAGGAUGAGGGCAUUGCCUACAGGGGUCUGUUCAUCAUUGACAACAAGGGAACCCUGAGACAGAUCACCAUCAACGACCUCCCAGUUGGACGCAGUGUUGAGGAGACCCUGCGCUUGGUCCAAGCCUUUCAGUACACUGACAAGCACGGAGAAGUGUGCCCAGCUGGCUGGAAACCAGGAAGUGACACCAUCAAGCCCGAUGUCCAGAAGAGUAAAGAGUUCUUCUCCAAGCAUUGAUAAGUCAAAGGCUGGAGUCUGCCGCCUGCUGUAGGAGAUUUCACUUAGAGAUUACAUUUCCAGAGAACAAUAUUAAAGUCCGCUACUGUGCCUGUGGAGCAGUGGUUAGGAGACAGUUUUUGUAGUCAACGUGCUGCGUGUGUUCUGUUGUUUGUAGAGUGAGUAGUGCACUCAUGACCAAAGUAUGUUCUAUGGCUAUUUUCACUGUUGGACUGAGCUAAAUGUUUGUUCUUCAUGUCAUUCCUUACUAUCAUCAGACAUAAAGGACCAUACAAGUGUUUUUGUUGGAAUGAAGCCACACACACCCCUUUCUGUUAUCAUGAUGUUUUUAUUUUUUUUUACAGUGAACAACACAUAUUCUCAAAGUCAAAAUAAAGAAUAAAAGUUUAUAACACUC
This is a messenger RNA of Chelmon rostratus (copperband butterflyfish), 1075 nucleotides long. RefSeq names its product peroxiredoxin 1 (gene prdx1). NCBI's taxonomy places the organism in Eukaryota, Metazoa, Chordata, Actinopteri, Chaetodontiformes, Chaetodontidae. Gene Ontology annotation, molecular function: thioredoxin peroxidase activity. The transcript has 6 exons. The coding region runs from base 82 to 678 and encodes 198 amino acids. The record is from RefSeq and is a predicted model, not a curated record. Gene Ontology annotation, cellular component: cytosol. Gene Ontology annotation, biological process: hydrogen peroxide catabolic process; leukocyte activation; cell redox homeostasis.